AUGGUAGAAGUGGACGGAAAACCGUCGUUGUCAGUUGAAGAGGAUGAAAAUGAGAAUGAAGAAAAAUAUGAAAAUGAAGAGAAGGAAAAGUUGGUGAAGCAAUUGAGGUUGGAGAAAUCAGAAAGGAAACGAAUAGAAGAAGAAAUGGAGAAGGAAAUAAGAGAAGUGGAAGGAAAAUGGAUGGAAAAAGUGAGGAAAGCAACAGAAGAGCGAGAUGAAAUUGCAAGGAAAAUUGAUGAGUUUGAGGAGAAAAUUGAUAGUAUGCAGAUACAAGUACACAGAAGUGAAACAUACAAAAUGGAAAUAGAAGAAGCGAAUAAACGCUUAAGGUUACAGUAUGAAGCACUUCAACGGGAUUAUGAAGAAACGAUGCAGGAGAGAAGUAUCGUUUUAGAAGAGAACUCUCGGCAGUUGGAAGAACGAGAACGUCUUCAAAAGCAGAUCGAAAAAAUGAAAGAGGAGUCAGAAGAAGUGGCAGCAUUAAAGAAGAAAUUGGAAAACACCCGACGGCUUCUGCAAGUUAACGUGGAAGAGACUGUAACUGCAAAUGCAAGAAGAGAUGCAGCACUCGCGAGACUAUCUGAAGUAGAACAAAAUGGAAUCAGACUGGCCGAAGAGAGGGAUGAAGCACUUAUGAGAUGUAAACAAACUUCAGUUGAUGCUAUUGUUGAUAUUUGGAAUACGCAUUCAGUUCAAGUUAACUUGCCAUUCAAUAAGCCGAAUCUCGGAAUAAUGCUUGGUGGAGGUCGUACAGAUGAUGGAUCAAUCGUCCAUGGACCCAUUUAUGUUCGACAUAUUGCCCAUGGAUCUCCUUUUGAAAAUCUAUUGAAAAAGCUAGAUCAUAUUAUGAUGGUCAAUGAUAUUUCUGUGACCGAUAUGGAUGAGAGAAGCGUCAUGGGAAUGUUAUCAAACUCACAUCACAUUCAUCUAGUCAUUAGAAGAAGAUCCAACUGUAACAAAAUCAGUGAUGUCUGUCUUCCUUUAAAUUAUGGUGAGUGUCUUGUUGAUUCAUUUUUCAGUAUCUCUGAAAUUCCAGGAGUAGGUCUUGAACUUGCAAAUGGAGUAUUCAUCAACUCUUGUGAACCAAAUGGAGCUGCUUCUAGAAGUGGAUUGGCUCCAGGUCAGAGAGUGGUUCAUGUGAUGCACACUCCUGUUUACGAUGCUAAACAUGCAGAACUUUUGAUUAAAAACGCUCGUGAACCACUUGUCAUUGGAAUCCUGCAGUCAACAAAAAGGGGAGAUCAGAAUGGAAAAGAUAAAAGUAGACCUACAAUUUUUUCGAGGUGGUUCAGUCGAAAUGGUGGCGCUGAUAAAGAGCGAACUGUAGUUGCAAAAGCCAAUAUCGACCGCUCGAAUGACCAAGUUUUGCUUCGCCAAGGCUCUUUACGAAUGCCACAAGCGUCACCUGCAUCAGUGAGCCCAUUGGUUCGAUAUGGGUCACUACGAGCUCCUACAUACUCGAAUAGUGUAGCUGAUCACUCAAAACUAAUGUUGGACACAUUGGAUAAAAGAUUCAAUGGAGCAUCAACCGCCCAUUUAGAAAUUAGUUCUUCUUCAACUGCAGCGCCAUCUGUUCCAUGGAGUCCGUCAUCAGUUAAUGAGAAAAGUCUCGUUUUCGCUGGAACUAACAUUGAAGGUGUCCCAGUUUAUGUUCCGAAGAACACAAUAUUCAGUAAGUUACCUGAGCUUGUCUUCCUUCUAUCGAAAAAAACGAACAAUGUCCCAAAUAUCAUCGGCACACCGGGGGAGCGGGUGGGAUGGGCGAGCUUCUCUUCGAAUACAACAACGUCAGAUGCUAGACCAUACUCAAUGCAUUUCACACCUACAUCAUCUACCAUAAUGGAAGGGAAACCACACAGAAGAUCACAGGUGUACAGUCCAUCUCAUCCUCCAGCCUACCCAACAAUCCGAGAUGAUUCAUUAUCCUCGGUAAUGUCUUCGAGUAAUUCGAUACGUCUCCCAAGUACCAGUUUCUCAAAUCAGUAUCCUAAUAAUUCUGCAUGCAGUUUGACUGGCGGAAACAGUGCACCUCCACGUCAUUGCAUCAGUAAAGAUGGGAGUGAUUUUUCUAUUUCAACCACUGGAAGUGCAAUGCACAGCUACGCAGAAGGAGGAAGAUCUACAAAGAAAUAUCCCCAUAUGCCACGUGGGAACCACCAUUCAGAAUCUUUACUUGUCAAUCGAUCAUCUCAACCGAGACUUGUAGAAGUUCCGAGGUGUGAUGUGAAGUUGUGUGGAGGGAAUGCAAUAGGAAUUCUUGCUGAGAAAUCCCUUGGAUCUGAACUGUUGGAAGGUGAUCUUAUCCUUUCGAUCGACGGAAACUGUGUUCGGAAUACAACAUUGGAGUGUGCGAUCAACACAUUGCUAGCAGAUGACACUGAACUGACAAGCCUGCUUGUCCAAGAUGGAGGAGAUCGUCUGAACCGUUUAAGAUUAGGAGCCGAUGGAGACAGCUUCUUCCUUCGAGUCAAUAUAGACAGACCAAUGGAGAAUAAGGAUGAACUGGAAUUAAAGUGUGGAGACGUUGUCUUCGUAGACAAUACAUGGAUACUGGGCAAAACGGGAAGAUGGAUGGCAUGGAAAGUGGAUAAGGAGGGCAGGCAGAGAGAUCAUGGAGCUAUUCCAAGUUCUACAACAGUUUAUCAAGCGAUUCGUGCCAAUAAAUAUGCGAAUCCAUUCCCAAAGAAAGCAUACGAAUGGGUGGAGAAGUUGGAUACAAAGGUGAAGAGACCUGUUCUGUUGUUCGGAGCAGUUGUAGAACCGUUUCUUCAAAUGUUGGUUGAUGAAUCUGACAAGUUCUCGAUUGUGGCAAGAGAAUCUCUGACUGCAAGUUUCGAUGAAGUAUCCGCAUUGCUGAAGGAUAAAGUUGUGAUUGAUUCAAAACAAAAUGAUGAUGUCUACGACCUGUAUCAUGUCAUAUCAACAGCUCAUAUUAUGGAUAUUACUGCUCAAGGGUUAGUGUUAUUUCAGAGAAGAACACCUCUUAAUUAUGGGAACUAUUCCAGACUUCACUGUGUUCUACAAGUAGACCAAACAGCAAUCGAUAGAUUGAAGAGGUGUCGAAUGUUCCCAAUUCUAGUCAAGAUUCGUUUCAAGUCAGUGAAACAAUUGAAGGAUGUGAAUGAGCAUAUUUGUGGAGAGAAAAUUAGUUCAAAGGAAGCAAAGCAGCUUAUCGAAAAAGAUCUAAAAAUCGAGAAAGAUCUAGAUGGAUCUGUAACUUUGGUGGUUCCAAGUCAUAAUAAUGUCAGUUUCAUGAUGACUCAUGCUGUCUUGCAGCUGAAAAAACUCAUCGAAGAAGAACAAAAGAAAAUAGUAUGGGUUCAGAGAAAAAUCGAUGAAGAAUGA
Molecule: messenger RNA, 3345 nt
Organism: Caenorhabditis briggsae
Lineage: Eukaryota; Metazoa; Nematoda; Chromadorea; Rhabditida; Rhabditidae
Exons: 11
Coding region: 1-3345 (1114 amino acids)
Molecular function (GO): protein binding
Source: RefSeq, a predicted model, not a curated record